AUGACGAGUAUAGACAACGAGGUGAAUUUAGAAUGGUUUAACUCAUAUGUAUCAUACACCACAUCGAAUAAUUUAACACCUGAUAAAGGAUUACUUGAAAAGAAGCAAAAACUUGAAUCAACGAUUAGUAAACAACAACAACAACAGCAACAGCAGCUAAAACUACAGCGUAGCCAAGCAGUCAUAGCAGAUGAUGCUAUUGACAUCAGUCAAGAUGCACCACAUCUUGUACGGCUAAUUGAAUCACAAGAAACCACUGAGGAGUUGACCAAAGAAUUGAAGAAUUUACUAAUCAAAUACUAUUGGGCAGGAUUUGAACUUCAUGAUAAACUACAAGAAGUUAAUAUAGAUGCUACAAGAAAACGAGAUGACAUUGUUGACGAAAAUAGCAAUGCCGGUGAAGUAUAA
Lodderomyces parapsilosis is the source of this 408-nucleotide messenger RNA. RefSeq lists its product as uncharacterized. The transcript has a single exon. The coding region runs from base 1 to 408 and encodes 135 amino acids. Lineage: Eukaryota; Fungi; Ascomycota; Pichiomycetes; Serinales; Debaryomycetaceae. The record is from RefSeq and is a predicted model, not a curated record.